Trichogramma pretiosum is the source of this 1074-nucleotide messenger RNA. RefSeq names its product probable G-protein coupled receptor B0563.6. The transcript has 4 exons. Gene Ontology annotation, biological process: G protein-coupled receptor signaling pathway. Gene Ontology annotation, cellular component: membrane. Gene Ontology annotation, molecular function: G protein-coupled receptor activity. NCBI's taxonomy places the organism in Eukaryota, Metazoa, Arthropoda, Insecta, Hymenoptera, Trichogrammatidae. The record is from RefSeq and is a predicted model, not a curated record. Bases 1 to 1074 code for a protein of 357 amino acids.
AUGAAUGGCACGGCGCUGCCGAGACUCGCCUGUCCGUUCAAUCAGAGCCUGGACAGCGAGGAAUUGAAAAUUUAUAAUUUACGCAAAAUCAGUUACGGCGCGAUCAUGCCGAUAAUAUGCCUGUGCGGCAUCGUCGGCAACUCGCUGAAUCUCGUGGUUUUAACGAGGCGCAAUAUGCAGGGCAUGGCCUACGCUUACAUGCGGGGAUACUCGUUGGCUUCACUUCUCGCACUGUUGUUCUGCAUUCCAUUUGUUUCGCGUAUACUCGGCAGCCAAGACGAGAACGGCUACUGGACCAGCUGGCCUCGAGCUUUUUAUCACGCCCAUCUUGAGCUUUACCUGGGCAACAGCUGUCUCGGAAUUGCCGUGAGCAUGUUGUCCGCGCUAACAGUCGAGAGGCACGCGAGACUCUGCUGCGAGCCACCCCAGGCCGGCGCGGCUGCAAGCACGAGACGCUGCAAUAAAAAUGCCUCGCCGCUGACGCGUCCCGUUUCCUCGAGGCUGUUGCUCGCAUGCCUACCCCUGGCUACGCUAAUUCUCCACCUGCCGCUGGUCUUUAGAGCCCGCGUCGACUCCUGUUACUCCACGAACGACGCCGAUGCCUACGCCGCUGCUACCUUGUACUACUGGAAAAACGAUAAUCUCUCCUCCAGGCAGUUGAAUUACUUUCAGCUGUACAGAGUAGUUCUGGAAAUCGCCUACAAGCUCGCUCCCACUGUGCUCAUAGUGAGCAUGAACUUGCGCAUAUUCAUGGUUUACAAGCGAGCUUACGAGCGACGUCUCAAGCUGACUAUUCGCGGAGCCAAGAGCGCCGAGAAUCGACGACUAGGAUUGUUUCUCGGCACGACGAGCCUCCUGUUUCUCGUUUGCGUCAGUCCGAUGGCCAUUUUGCAGGUCACAUUGAACAAACACAAUCUGCUCUGCUUUCCCUAUCAGGUAUUCCGAGCAACUGCAAAUCUACUCGAGGUGGCGAAUUACGCCCUGUCGUUCUAUAUCAACUGUCUCUUCUCGAGGGAUUUUCGUGACACUCUUGUACGAACGCUCAAGAGUUGUCAUAGAGUCCAACAGACUUGA